AUGUCAUCAACUAUAUCUCCAUCAGCACUACAAGCACUAGACGAACCCCUGAGAAAACAAAUAAUGAAAUUUAUAGAAUCAGAACAACAAAAAUCAAAAGUUCAAUCAUCAAUUCAUAAUUUUACAGAUAUGUGUUUUAAAAAAUGUAAUGCAAAUAAAUCUAUUACUAGUCCCAAUUUAGAUUUACAAGAAGAACAAUGUUUAGUUAAUUGUUUGAAUCGAUAUUUGGAUUUAAAUAUUAAAGUUGUUGAAGCAUUACAAGGGAAAUAA
Lodderomyces jiufengensis is the source of this 270-nucleotide messenger RNA. It is a transcript of the gene TIM8, whose product is annotated as protein transporter. Bases 1 to 270 code for a protein of 89 amino acids. The transcript has a single exon. The record is from RefSeq and is a predicted model, not a curated record. NCBI's taxonomy places the organism in Eukaryota, Fungi, Ascomycota, Pichiomycetes, Serinales, Debaryomycetaceae.